Messenger RNA from Numida meleagris (helmeted guineafowl), 1840 nucleotides. RefSeq names its product GM2 ganglioside activator (gene GM2A). Gene Ontology annotation, cellular component: cytoplasmic side of plasma membrane. The record is from RefSeq and is a predicted model, not a curated record. The coding region runs from base 154 to 762 and encodes 202 amino acids. Lineage: Eukaryota; Metazoa; Chordata; Aves; Galliformes; Numididae. Gene Ontology annotation, biological process: lipid transport; ganglioside catabolic process. Gene Ontology annotation, molecular function: lipid carrier activity; enzyme activator activity. The transcript has 4 exons.
GUGUCCGCACGGGCGGAGGGAGGGGAAUCAGGAGAUGGGCCGGGCGCACAGAUAGCAGGGUGCAGCCCAGCACUGCGCUGCCAGCCGCGCUGCUUUCCUCCGCGUUCUCCUUCUGCAUUGCCUCCCGUGCCCCCCUCCAGCCCCCCCCGGACGAUGCUGGCUGCGGGGCUGUUACUGGCGCUCUGCGCGCUGCCUCUGUGCCCGGCGGUGCUCGGCGCUGCGCGGCCGCAGCUGCUGGUGGAGAGGAGCGGCUCCAGGAUGCUGCGGGAGGUUGGUGGCUUUUCCUGGGAGAACUGCGGUGACGGGCAGGAUCCUGUCAUGCUCCAGAGCCUCUCGGUGGCACCCGACCCCAUCAGCAUCCCGGGGACCCUGCGCAUCAGCGCGGCCGUGAGCAGCAGCAAGGCCAUGGCCUCCCCUUUGAAGGCGGUGCUGGUGGUGGAGAAGGCCCUGGGUGACCUCUGGAUCCAGCUGCCCUGUAUCGACCAGCUGGGCAGCUGCACCUACGAUGACGUGUGCACCAUCCUGGACAACCUCAUCCCACCUGGCACGCCCUGCCCGGAGCCACUGCUCACCUACGGCAUCCCCUGCCACUGCCCCUUCAAGGCGGGCUCCUACUCGCUGCCCGCCAGCGACUUCGCCGUGCCCGACGUUGAGCUGCCCUCCUGGAUGACCAACGGCAAAUACCGCGUGCGGGCAGUUGUCAGCAACAAGGGGCAGGAGCUCGCCUGCAUCAAGCUGGGCUUCUCCCUGCAGUCCCAGUGAGGGGCUGGGGGCAUCCCUCCUCUCCCCACUGCCUUUUUAAUUCAUCUCAUCCCACUCUACCCCAUCCCAACCCAUCCCAAACUCAUCCCUUCCCCAUCCCAUCCUAUGUCUACCCUGCAUCCGCUGCACUGUCUGUCCAUACACCUCCCACCACCCUGUCCCUCCCCAUGGCCCCGAACUGACACUUGAAGCAGGAGGAGAGGAAAGCCUUGGCUGGGCUCUGUCCCUGCAGGGUCAGCGACUCCGCUGCCAGGAGGAGGUCCCCCUGUAUACCCGCUUGGUGACCCCUCUCCUGCCAAACACAGAAGGUCCCCCCUUGCUGUCCCUCUGUCCCCACCACCAGUGUCCCCAGCCUGGAACGGGGUGGCUUUGGAGCCUACCUGCAGCCUUUUGGGGUAACAAUUUUUUACUCUCUUCCCCCCACCCCCCCUUUUUUUUUUUUAACUUAAUCCCAUCAGGGGAGUUUCAGACAAAAACAUUCCAGGGAAAAGCAAUAUUUCCUGAAGGUGGAAAGGAGGGAGCGUGUGGGGAGCGCAGGGGCUGGAGGGGUGCAGGCUGAUCUGUGCAGGUGUCCCCACACACCUCUACUGAAGCGCAGAUGCAGGUCCCACUCAUCUCAUUUUACCACUGGGACCGAGCUGGGGCAGGGUGCUGCACACCAGCACAGGACCAGCAGCCCAGGUCCUACUUGGGGACCCCUCAGCUGCAGCCCAGCUGACACUGAUGUGACCCCCCCAUACCUGCACCAGCUCCGGAGGUGCAGGUGACCCAUCACCACCACAUCCUUCACUCCCUGCCCAACACCCUAUAGGGCUGCUCUUCCUCCCAGCGCUGUGUGUGCCUUAAUUCCAGCACGGAGCAGUGGGAGGUACUUUGCCUGUAGCUGUGCUCCUCCUGCUCUGUGCCCCGAGCUCUCCCCAUCUCACCCUGCUGCUGCUGGUGCAGUGUGGGGUCGUUUUGCUUGGAGGAGCACUCACCCUCCCGUCCUGCUCCUGCUGCUUCGCUGCUCACAGCCUGUGCCCCAAUGGCACCUUCCUUUCAGGCAGGUUCUUAAUAAAUCUUUUUACCAGAAAGUGGA